CUUUGAAGAAAAUGUAUUUAUUUUGAUCCUACUGGUUUGAAGCUGAUUACUGUGAAUUUACUACACCUCCACUACAGUUCGCGUGGAGGUCUAGAACAGUGUGCGACUAUAUUUCCUCUCAGUCUGUAAAGUCAGCGACACCAUGCAGUUUUAUAUGGAGAAAAACAGAUCAAGUCCAACAGUGUGAAAUGUUUCAGUCAAAUCCAAAUGCGCUUCUACUUCUUGUUGUCAAUGUCGCACUGCCCCAAGCAGCUCCAGCCCUGGCCAGCUGUUAGUAGAACUUAAAGUUUCCCAAGACCCCCGGUGCCCUGGCUCGGUGCCUCUCUCGGUGUCGGACUCCUCCAGCCUUGACUGCCUGCCUGCCUGUUCUUCUUGGCUAUAGAACAGCCAAGGGAGGAUGAGGACGACCGGGUAGCUGAGAUAAGGACCACAUGAAGUUCCCCACAUUACCUCACUCGAUAAGGAAAUAAACAGAGAACACAGAGAGGCAGAGAGAGAGAGGGUCAGACUGGGGAGAAGCUCUCUGGAUCGACAGUAAUGUGCAGGGAAGCAGCCAGGAACUGUGGGCUUUUUACCAGUUGUUUUGGGCUCUGGGUGUGACUGGAGUGCCACCAAGACCUGAACAACUUUGAGCGCUUGAAUAGAUCAGCCCAUACGAGAAAAAGAGAGUGAAGGGUUACUUUUAUAUCCGUUAGAUUCGCCUAUUCACCGAAGUACUUAGUUAAGUUCAAAAAGCAACCAGCCGAUGAAAAUAGACUGAACAAAAGGUGUUGUUCAGGUGUUGAAGGGCGUCUGCUGUGCCAGAGGCCGCAUCCAUGGCUGUCAAUCCUCUAGACGGUCUCACGUCGGUGGCAGUGGGCCAUCAGUUGAUCUCCAGCUCCACAGCGGAACUCAAGAGCCAGCUGCCGCGUGCAGCUGGCGAGUCAGAAUCUGUUCAUGGACGCAUGCAGAUCACGCGCAGAAGCCAAGAGUCGAGGAAGUGGCAUGUGUGUGGGUCCGGGCCGAACUCAGCUUGUGCUUGUGAGUCCAGAACAUUAAAGACUCAACACUCACCAGAAAAUGCAGCGCGCGAGAGAAGCCGAGUACGCAACCUGCGACAAGCCUUCCACAGUCUGCAGUCUGCUCUGCCCUCAGUUCCACCUGACACUAAGUUAUCUAAGCUGGAUGUUCUGGUUCUGGCUACCAACUACAUAGCGUAUCUAACAGAGAUCUUGGACCAGGGAGGUACAGCAGCUGAACACACCAUAAGCUCCAUGCCAGAUGGAUACCUGCACCCUGUCAAGAAGUGGCCCAUGCGUUCCCUGCUCUACUGUGGCAGUAUAGGAGAGCUGCUAUCAGGAGUCUCAGCCAAUCAGAUGCCUGCAGUGGGAUGGGAUGGAGCCUCAUACCCCCUGACCUCCACUUUAGAAGCAAAUCAAAGCAAAGAGUGAUUGGACAUGUGGCAUAACUUUCAUCCACUUUCAUUUCUUUGAUCUUAAUUAUCCACAAAGCUUCUGUUAAAAUGUUAAAUGUUGGCAAAGAACUAAAUAAGUGUUUUUUUUUCUUUGUACCAGAUUAAUGCGAAAGACACAUGAUAGCAGCACAGAGACA
This is a messenger RNA of Betta splendens (Siamese fighting fish), 1590 nucleotides long. Its product is annotated as transcription factor 24-like. Gene Ontology annotation, biological process: developmental process; regulation of transcription by RNA polymerase II. The transcript has 4 exons. Bases 816 to 1430 code for a protein of 204 amino acids. NCBI's taxonomy places the organism in Eukaryota, Metazoa, Chordata, Actinopteri, Anabantiformes, Osphronemidae. The record is from RefSeq and is a predicted model, not a curated record. Gene Ontology annotation, molecular function: RNA polymerase II transcription regulatory region sequence-specific DNA binding; DNA-binding transcription factor activity, RNA polymerase II-specific; protein dimerization activity.